CGGAAAUCGACGUCAUUUGAAGGCGGUGCUACGCGUGUUACAAGACCUACACAUUUUAUUUCCUUAAUCUGUUUCGCCCCAUUUUUUUAUUGCAAAUGUCCAGCAUUUAGAUUUAAUAUAUUUUUGAAAAUAACAAGUUGUAUUUGUCUGAAAGAGGAACGCGACGUAUUAAGAUGGGGUAUAUGGUCGUGGAGAAACACACAUCUGAUCUUCUCCAUCUGAAGAGGUCUCCUGGGAUCAGAUCAUGGUCUCUCCUUGUUGGAAUUGCUUCAGUUGGACUAGCAGCAGCCUAUUACAGUGCUGACAGCGUGUUAUGGAAGAUGUUCUACGUGGCUGGCUGUUUUUUUGUAGCCUUACAGAAUAUGGAGGAAUGGGAGGAGGCAGUAUUUGACAAAUCUAAGAGUGAGAUCGAAUUAAAGACGUUUAGUCUCUAUACCGUGAUACUGACUAUGUGGAAAAGAGGACAUGAGAAAGUGGUGUUAGAUCUGCGGCACCUGCGGGACGUGAGUGUUCAGGAGGAGAGGGUGAGGUAUUUGGGGAAGGGUUACCUGUUGGUGAUGCGUCUAGCGACAGGCUUCUCUCACCCUCUUACACAGAGUGCCACGCUGGGCUCCAGGAGUGAUGUGGAGGCACUUGCUGCACUUCUGAAGCGCUUCUUGGGUCUUGAAGAGUUACAGCGACGUUUGGCAGAAGAAGAGUUUCCUGAUGAUGACGACACUGAAGAUCUGGGAUUGGGCGAUAGCAGUGAUUCAAAAGAUGAAGAUGAACUUUAAAAAGCUCAGGUGGAAGACACUGUGUCAAGCCUUACAUGAAACAACCAAACAUUCCAGUCUUCCGAACAUCAUGAUGACAAUCCCAAAGCAUGAAUUGUUAUUGUGGCGUUGCGUCUUCAAAGAGGCAUUACCAGAUGACAUUCAGCACUUCUGCAGGAUUUCUCUGUAUACUUUACUGCAUGCAUAACUAAAUUCGACAGUUGUGAAAUAACUGCAUGAAGAAUUUAUUUUCUUUGGUCAAAGAUCAGGUGGUCAUGUGCUCUGAUUUUCCAUGCAUGCCUACUCAGAUCACACUGUGCCUUUAUACGCUGUUUGAAUGUUUUUUUGUAAAUGUGUAAAUAUUAUUUUUGAUUCUAAAUCUUUUUUUUAAGCUUCUCAAGCAAGAAGAAUAAAUAUUAAACACAUGGCAGCUGCUUAGAAAUCAGGGGUAUGGUUUUUACAAUUGAUGUGGCCACUUGUUUAUUAGAUAAGGAGUAUACUUUGUUACACAUUACACUUUUGUUUAGAAUAAAAUCAUUUGAUAACAUUGG
Carassius auratus (goldfish) is the source of this 1303-nucleotide messenger RNA. RefSeq names its product cytochrome b-245 chaperone 1 homolog. The transcript has 7 exons. The coding region runs from base 174 to 773 and encodes 199 amino acids. NCBI's taxonomy places the organism in Eukaryota, Metazoa, Chordata, Actinopteri, Cypriniformes, Cyprinidae. The record is from RefSeq and is a predicted model, not a curated record.